AUGGGGCCCACCAAGACGUUGCACUCUUUUGGACGUGGGGAGGACGAGACACAGCUCGUCAUCGCGGAAAUGCUACUCACCGUCGCGUCGAAAUUACCCCGCCCUACCGCCACACUCACCACGCCGUUGUACUCUUUUGGACCGACGGUACGCGCAUGGGUCUAG
This is a messenger RNA of Psilocybe cubensis, 165 nucleotides long. RefSeq lists its product as uncharacterized. The coding region runs from base 1 to 165 and encodes 54 amino acids. Lineage: Eukaryota; Fungi; Basidiomycota; Agaricomycetes; Agaricales; Agrocybaceae. The record is from RefSeq and is a predicted model, not a curated record. The transcript is spliced from 2 exons.